AUGGACCUGCAGAUCAUACUGGACCACUACGCGCGUGCCUCGUACGUUGUGGACUACGUCAACAAGGACGAUCGCGGCAUGUCCAACCUCAAGCGCGCCGUGUCCGACAUCCUCAAGGAGAAUCCCAACGACGACUACGAGGCCGUGAUUCGCAAGCUCCGAGUGGACAUGCUCAAGGCAGUUGAAAUGUCCGUGCAGGAAGCGGCCUGGUUCCUGCUCAGGCAGGACAUGUCUCACAAGAGCAGGGACGUUGUGUACAUUCCCACUUGCUUCCCCGAAGAGAGGGUGCGCGUGCGCAAGACGCGCGAAGAGCUGGACAAGCUCCCCGCCGCGUCCACCGACGUGUGGAAGCUCAACAACGUGCAAAAGUACGAGGCCAGGCAGCAGCCCGAUGAGCUCGACGAUGUGUGUCUCGCCGACUUCGCCAGCAAGUACAGGAUGGGCCAGGGCGGUCGGUACGUGCUCCGAGACAGGCCGGUGGUGAUACGUUACCGCAACUACAGUCCCGGCGACGAUGUGGACUCGUAUAUGCGCGAGCAGGUGUUGCUGUACGUGCCCUUUCGGAGCGAGGCGAUUGACGUUCUGGACGGCAACAAGUACGUGAAGCUGUACGAAGACAACAAGGAACUGAUCGAGCGCAAGCGCAAAGAGUACAACCCGGCCAACGAUGACGUUGUGGUUGGAGAGUUCGUUGGCCAGUACUAUGCCGAAAUGCUGCGCAUGCGCCAGGAACAAGAACAAUCGGAUGACAGUGACGAGACGGUCACGCCGUGCGGCGCAGUGCGCAAGCGGCAGGGCGUCAUGGAUCGAGACGCGUACCUCUCGAUGAUGCGCAGCACAAACGCCGAGCAGUACGAGUUGCUGCGCGAGAUUCUCCAUCGCCACACCACUCCCGGCCAGCCUCUCCUGCGAGUCUUCUUCACCGGCCCCGCCGGUUGCGGCAAGACGUUCGUCCUCAAGCUCGCCAUGGACGUGUACAACAGGUGCAGUGGCGGUGGUGGUGACUCGGUCAUGGAAGUGGACGUGCCUUCGACUUCAUCGUCUGCACUGGCACCGGUAACGUCAUCGUACAACGCGUACGUCAUCUGCGCCAGCACGGGCAAGGCCGCCGUUGCAGUUGGUGUCACCACCGUUCACGCCGCCUUCAAGCUCGUGCGCAGUGCCACUACCGCUGGCAGGCAGGCGGCUCGCAUCGGCAUCAUGGGAGACGGCGGUCUGAGCCCCAGCGAUCUCAACACGUUUCGAGUCGCGUUCCACCGAGUCAAGUGCGUCAUCAUCGACGAGGUCAGCAUGAUGUCUGCCGAUCAACUCAGAGCCGUUGACUGCCGUCUGCGCCAGAUCACGCAGCGUCUGAACGAGCCCUUCGGAGGUUUGGACGUCAUCCUCUGCGGCGACUUGCGUCAGCUACCGCCCGUGCGCGCGAGCGAAAUCUACAAGCGGUGCCGCAGUGCGGACGGACUCAUCGGACACACCGUGGUCACGUGGCAUCAUCUAGAGUACUUUCCCCUCGUGCGAGUCGUUCGCCAGUCUGACGUCGGCUUCUCCAACGUCCUCACAAAGAUUGGAGACGGCCGCGCGCUGGAACCGGACGAGGUGCGGCUGCUGGAAUCGCGCUUCGUCACCGCCGCUGGAGCCAUGGAACGCGCGCCCUCUGCCGUGCGCAUCUUCUACUCGAACAACGAGGUGACUCGCUUCAACGAGGCCGUUGCGCAGGCGCAGGGAGACGGCGGGUACCGAACGCUGCGAGCUCGGGACGAAUUUCUUGGGUGCAAGACGCCGCACCUGCUGGAGAACGCCAAGCGCAGGGUGGAGCGGAUGGUCAGCAGCGAGUUUGCAAACCUCCCGCGAGAAGUGUUGGUCGUGAUCGGCAAGCCCUACAUGAUCACCUCCAUCAUUGACGUUGUGGACGGUUUGGUCAACGGCGCCGUUGGAGUCUUGCGCAUGUGCGAGUUUGAACAAGGAGGAGAAGAAGAAGAAGGAGGAGGAGGAGGAGAAAUACGCGCGAGGCGUCUCUGGCUAGAGUUUGACGUGCCCGGCACCGGCAAGUUGACUCGCGCGCGCGCGAAUCGCGCCGUGCACGAGGCCAAGAGCAACGGCUACGUCAUCAGAAGCGUCACCUGGGUACCCAUCGAAAUGCAGUCUCUCACGCUCACCAUUGACCGCAAGGCCGGCAUUGCCUGCAAGCGAACGCAGUUUCCCCUCGUCCAGGCCAGCGCCAUCACGGUUCACAAGUCUCAGGGGGGAACGUACGACUCGGUCGUGUACGAGUACGCCAGGACGCACCCGCAAAAGCUCGUCUACGUUGCGCUCUCGCGCUGCACCAACCUCAACGGCAUCUACCUCACAAACUGCGACGGAGACCACACCUUCUACCAUCGAGAGGCCAACCAGGACAAGCCCAUGGUGGACGAGUUUUGCAGGCUCGAGAGUCACCGCCUGCACACCGUCACGCAACGAUACCUUGCCGCGUUGAAAGAACAGAAACUGUCUCGAGUGGGCGAAGGCGGCUCCAGAGAGUUUACGCUCGCGCUCCUCAACGUUCGCUCUCUCUCCGCCCACGCGCUGGACGUUGCCAGAGACCCCGUGCUCGGCAAAGUUGACCUCCUGUGUCUCACCGACACUUGGAAUAACGGCACUGCUGCCGGUAGUGGUUGUGAGGACGCUGUGGUUCGCGGGUACGACGCUGCUGCGUGCGCGCGCGCCGUUGCCACUCGCCGAGCGGGCGGUGUGGACGUGUUCCUCAAGCGAUACCUGCCCUUUAGCGAAGAACUGCGACAGCAACGGCAGUCCUCGCUUCUCGUCCUCGAUCGCCGCGUCUGCCCUAGUGUCAGUGGUGGUCUGUGUGACGGUGGUGCCGACGACGCCGUCAACGAGUACUACUUUGCUCGAAGCGUUUGGAACUUGUCGAUCGAAACCAAGAACUACCCGCUAUGA
Molecule: messenger RNA, 2934 nt
Organism: Dermacentor silvarum
Lineage: Eukaryota; Metazoa; Arthropoda; Arachnida; Ixodida; Ixodidae
Exons: 3
Coding region: 1-2934 (977 amino acids)
Biological process (GO): telomere maintenance; DNA repair
Molecular function (GO): DNA helicase activity
Source: RefSeq, a predicted model, not a curated record